AGCCUUGCAGAUGGCCCCCCUUCCCGGGGCAGAGCUGGUCCAGAGGCCUCUGCAGCUCUACCGAUACCUGCUGCGCUGUUGCCGACAGCUGCCCACCAAGGGCAUGCAGGAGCAUUACAAACAUGCUAUCAGGCAGAGUUUCCGGGUUCAUUCAGAUGAAGACAAUCCUGAGAGAAUCCAGCAGAUUAUUAAAAGAGCCAUUGAAGACGCCGACUGGAUUAUGAACAAAUAUAAAAAACAAAACUGAGACCCAAAGAGUGAAGCUGCCUUGAAGACGCUGAAGUUGAGAGACCUCCCUGGAACUGAUCAGCAGCAGGAGUUCUGAACUAUCCAUUGUCCUGAUGGUGGAGAGAGCAGAGAUUCAGGGGUAGGAGAAGCUGACAUUUGCUCAGACGGCUCUUCUCGGCAUGUUCGUGUCCCCAGUGACCUUUAUGUUUGCUUUUCCAGCUGGUUAUAUGUGAGAUUUGGAGAGAAUGUGUUUUUUCACUUUGCUCUGAAAGUUAUUCACUUAUUCUGGAUGCCAUUCUUUGAGACCUGGAGUGGGCAUCCCCUCGGACGGUGGCCUGUACGGAGGACAGGGCAUGGGUUUUAGAAACAGACAGAUCUGGAUUUGAAUCCCACCCAGGUCAGCAGCUUUUCAAGGGUGUUGACUUUGAGCUUGGUUUCCUCCCUUGUGAGGAUUAAAAAAGAUGAAGUUAAAGAGCCUAACACAGGACACGGUAUGCUGUGAUGCCAGUAAACGUCCUUCUGAAGAAGCCGUCCUUGCUCCCUCCUCUGCUCCCGCAGCCUCCACGCAUCUCUCUCUAACCCAUUCCGCCUGGGGUUGGUUGGUUUGUGGACUUGUCCUGUUCCUACUUGUCACCCGCCCCCCAUCCUUUCUCGGACCCCUAAGCCCUCACAGUCACACUGUGCCCAGCAGUCUGCCAAGCGCCCAUGCUCCGGACACUGUCCCUCCCUGCCCAGGAGCAGACGCCCUGGUCUUUGCCUUCAUGGAUCUUAACCUUCAUGGAGUUUGCGGAGACUGGAGGGGUGACGUGCAGCCUGCAUGAAACAAGGAGGAAGGCCAGAGCAGCUACAGUAGCACCCACGUGUUCAGGCUUCUUUGAACCUGAGAUCUCUUCCCUCCUUCACCACCGUCUCGGAAGGAAGGGCGGGAGGAAGUCAGCAAGCAGUCGUGUGGGUUUUCAUGAGCUUGAAGUCGGUGGAGAAAGACAGACCUGGGUUGCACUCCAGUUCCACUCAAGUUGUGCGUGGGUAACUUACCUUGCCUCUUUCAGCCUCGGUUUCCCCAUCUGUCCAAAGGAGUGAUGACCGUACCUACCUCAAGGGCCAUGGUGUCGAGGACUUAGAGAAGGCAGUCAGAAAGCUGCCCGGAAGGGGAUCAUUCUUCAGAGGGAUGACCAGACUCUGGUCCCACUGCUGGACAACAGUUGAUGAGGUCAGGUUUGCCCCACCAGGGUGAGGGCAAGCCCCACAGCUGAACCAGCUCCCUCCCCUCCCCUGUUGCUCAGCCCUGUGAAGUUAGGGGUGCACCCUUGGCCGACAGGAGUGGGGUUGGUUGUAUCCCUGGCCUCUCACAUAGUGAGAGGUGUGAGCAAAGGCUGGCCAGGGUCUGGGAGAAAGUGAGUGUCCCUUGCCUGUGACUGACUCCUGGGGGUGAUCCCAUGACCUUCCAUUCACUGGCAGUGCUGAUCCAGUUGCGCUGACUCACCCAGGGGGCAGAAGUGGGCACCCAGCUCCAGCUCCUGUGAGGGGCUGGUCCGUGAGGGCACUGGUAGGGGGAUGGGUUGGUUAACAGCGUUUUGGCAGCUCUCCACCAGCCCCAGUGUUGCCAGAGGGGAUAGUGAGCAUGGUCAUCUGAGGGCUUGCACUCAGGGCAGAGAGGUGGUUGGAGUCAAGAAGGGGAAGCACUGCGUAAAGCAUGGGGGAGCCUCUUUCAUCCUCAGCAGCCUUCCUGUGCUCCGUUCUCAGACUUCACCCUCCAAACCCUGCAUCUGUGUGGAUGGGUGGUUAGGCCUUAAGUCACCCAGGGUCGUGGCUCUUAAAUGCAUAUAGUUGAAGGCUUACAGAAUCGCCUCCAGGCCAACAGAAGGGGAUGAUGGCUUGUUCACCCACAGUCAUCUGAGUUUAGAUCCCAGCCCUGUCACUUAGUAGUGGUGUGACUUUGGGUGAGUUCCUUAACCUGUCAUCUGCACUUUCCUUACCUGCAGCCAGAUACGUGCACCACGGGGUGCUGAGACUAAGGCAGUGAGCACAGACAGGCACCCAGGUGACCGACCUCCUGCCCCCUGUCAUUGGUUUACCUGCUCAUGAGCCCUCUCCUUAGCUGGGCCUCUCGCUCCCUAGUGUCCACUGUCCAACCACAGUGCCAGCAGAAAAGCAUCUGAUAUCUGUUGUUUACACCUUAGCUGAUGUUUUCUCAUGCCUUACUGUAAGCAUGUUCAUGAUAAAAGGUCUGUUGUGCAAUGAAAGACGGCUGCUAUCAAAGGGCAUCAGGCCUCCUUGGGAGAACUGUCACAUCUGGAGGCUGAUUCCUGGGGCAAUGUCAUCUUGAGUCCUGUGGCCACCAGUUGCUCCCUGGGUCAGAGCCUGCCCUGCCCUGCACGGGCUCUUUUCCUUCCUCUGUGCCCACUCCCAUCUUAAUUGAGUACUUGGUCUCUGCAUAGCCCUGUGCUAGGCAGGAAGGAACUCACCGUCCAAGGGACAGACAGAUGUGGGUAUCUCGAAGGCUAAGCAAAUGUGGCUUGUAGAAUGUUAUCCUAAUGCAGAUUUUCCCCCUCCCAUUAUUUCUUUGUAUUUUUUCCCCCUGGAGGUUUUUAUUCUUCCCCUGUCCCUGGGUGAAAACUAGCAUAGGCCUCAAAAAUUUCGGCCCCACUGAUCCCUUAUGUGAAGGAAGCGGCAGGAGUUACCUUCUCCAUUGUAUAGUGAGGGAAACUGAGGCACAAAGAGGCUUGAGAUGGGGCAGUAUGUGGCAAACCCAGGAAGAGCAUCCCUGUGCUGUUUCCAAGUUCAUCAUCUCAUCACCAGAAAACCAGGAAGAUUCUCGGGGAGGUGGGUGGGUGGUGGGGAAGAUUCACUCAGCACCUGUUACGUUCACAGUGUCAACCGCUUUCUGCGCGAUAGUUCAUGUGAUUGAAUCUUCACAAAGCCCUGUUUUAUGAUUCUUAUUGAUGAAAAUGAAACUCAGAGAGGCUAAACAAGUUGCCCAGAGUCACACAGUAGCAGGUGUGGGAUUCAAACCCUGUCUAGCUCCAAAGCCCACGUUUUUCCUCCCACACCACUACCCGUUUUCAGGGCUCUCACCGCGAGUGCCUGUGGCUGCGUUAGGCUCUACACGUAAUUGUUUAGAUUUAGGUUCUGGCCUCAGGUCUUUCAAUUUAAGAUGAAAACCACUUCUUUCUAAGCCUCUAACUUGCUUUAUUGAGUAUAUGAUUCUGAGUUUUUCAUUAUCCAGUUGCCAUUGUAAUUAAUGUAUCCCCACAUAACCCUUGCUGACAGGAAUCUGGCUGCAUUGUGGGCCAAAACGCGUCCCCUGCAACUUAACAAUGACCCUUCGAGGCCUCCUAUCCCAGGCUCCCUCUCCCUCCUACUCUCUCCAGCUGCAUCAUGUUACUGCCCAAGCAGAUCCAGUGCUUUGUGCCCCAGUCCCAGCCUUUGUUUGUGCUGUUCCCUUGCCCAUAUGCCCUCCCCUCGGUCCAUCUGCCAAACUCCUCACCCCUCUCUCAAGACUCUCUCACGUCUCCUUUGUAAAGCCUUUUUUGACCUCUAUCCACAAGUAACACUGAUCUCUUCCUAAGAAUUCUACCAUCUCUAGAACUUAUUCAAUAUCCAUCCUUUCUGCACAUACUUAGUGGGCACUCGAUAUGGAGCUAGGUGCUUGGUAUAUAUCUCAGAUUCUGGCAGCGACCAUGUGAGGAGGUGUCAUUGUUUCCAUUUACUGAUGAGGACAUGGCUCAGAGAAGUGAAGCACUGACUGACUGAUCCAGGCUCUCACAGACAGUUAAUGGUAGAGCCAGGAUUGAUGUGGGUCUUGGUGAUCCCAACACUGAGUAAAGUUUUGCUGGAUUGAAGUGGAUUACUCAGGGAGGUGGCGGCUGUGCAUUCUCAGUAGCCCUCUCAUAGACGGGGCUUGGAGUAGCAGUCUGGUGGGAGGGGAGCAGCUGGGAGAUGGUCUGGAGCUGCAUUUGGGCAGCAGUCAUACUGCUUUUGAUGGACUGCAUGUUUAUAUAAGGUGGCUUUAGGGCGGCUUGAUGGAGAUGAUGGGGGGUAAAACCCCUCACACACCACUGUGGAUGGAGUCAAGGAAAUGGUGGGGUUAGAGGGCUGGACCAGGAAAGCAGAAGACAGAAUUGCAGUUGUAGGAUGUCCUGUGUCCAUAUCAGGAUGACCAGUCACCCAACUUCGUCAUUCCUGAGUCAGACCAAAGGGGACGUUUCAUAGUGAGCGGAGGAGGCUGUCCAUUCCCCAGAGGAAUCUCCAAUCUAAACGGAUGUGAGAAAAGAACUUUUGUGGCUACUACUGAUAAACCAUUAAAAAAGCUCUCAUUAAACAGCA
This is a messenger RNA of Miniopterus natalensis, 4554 nucleotides long. It is a transcript of the gene LYRM9, whose product is annotated as LYR motif containing 9. Lineage: Eukaryota; Metazoa; Chordata; Mammalia; Chiroptera; Miniopteridae. The record is from RefSeq and is a predicted model, not a curated record.